Calliphora vicina (urban bluebottle blowfly) is the source of this 4803-nucleotide messenger RNA. It is a transcript of the gene Sra-1, whose product is annotated as Cytoplasmic FMR1-interacting protein Sra-1. Bases 222 to 4091 code for a protein of 1289 amino acids. The record is from RefSeq and is a predicted model, not a curated record. Lineage: Eukaryota; Metazoa; Arthropoda; Insecta; Diptera; Calliphoridae. The transcript has 12 exons. Gene Ontology annotation, cellular component: neuron projection; SCAR complex; synapse. Gene Ontology annotation, molecular function: RNA 7-methylguanosine cap binding; small GTPase binding. Gene Ontology annotation, biological process: cell morphogenesis; regulation of actin filament polymerization; cell projection assembly.
UUUGACAGUUCUAUGCGGGUGUAUGUGUGUGAUAAAUGAGAAAAUACCAAUUUGCUUUCGUUGUUUACUCAUCAAAUGGAUAAAUUUACAAAAUAAAAGUGGAUUUUUUAAUAAAUUAAAGUCUCGAUUAGUGGAGCACCCUCAAAUUGCAGUUUCCGCUGUAGCAUUAAUAGGAAAAUAAUAUUUGAUGCUAAUUUGUAUAGACAAGCUAAAGAUAAAAGAUGACGGAAAAAAUAACUUUGGCAGAUGCUCUUUCUAAUGUUGAAGUACUGGACGAGUUGUCACUGCCCGAUGAACAGCCUUGCAUAGAGGCUCAGCCAUGUUCGGUUAUAUAUAAAGCGAAUUUUGAUACCAACUUUGAGGACCGUAAUGGUUUCGUCACGGGUAUAGCCAAGUACAUAGAAGAAGCUACCACUCAUGCCAACUUGAACGUUUUACUGGACGAGGGCCAAAAACAUGCUGUUAUGUUGUAUACUUGGCGUUGUUGUUCCCGAGCCAUACCGCAGCCCAAAUCGAACGAACAGCCCAAUCGUGUGGAGAUUUACGAGAAAACAGUUGAAGUCUUGGCCCCGGAGGUCAAUAAACUUUUAAACUUUAUGUAUUUCCAACGAAAAGCUAUAGAGGCCUUUUCUGUAGAAGUAAAACGUCUCUGUCAUACGGAGAAACGUAAAGAUUUCGUGUCUGAAGCUUAUCUUUUGACUUUGGGAAAAUUUAUCAAUAUGUUUGCAGUUUUGGAUGAAUUGAAGAACAUGAAAUCCAGUGUUAAAAACGAUUACAGUACAUAUCGUCGUGCUGCCCAGUUUCUUAAAGUUAUGUCGGACUCCCAUACUUUGCAAGAAUCACAAAACCUGUCCAUGUUUUUGGCUACACAGAAUAAAAUCCGUGACACUGUCAAAGAUACUUUGGAGAAAAUUAUCGGCUAUGAGGAUUUGCUAUCGGAAGUAGUGAACAUUUGUGUUCACAUGUUCGAGACAAAAAUGUAUUUGACUCCCGAGGAAAAGCACAUGCUAGUUAAGGUUAUGGGCUUUGGCCUUUUCCUUAUGGACAGUGAUGCUUGCAACAUUAAUAAAUUGGAUCAGAAAAAGAAAAUCCGUUUGGAUCGUAUCGAUCGCAUAUUCAAAAAUCUUGAGGUAGUGCCCCUGUUUGGUGACAUGCAAAUUGCUCCUUUCAAUUACAUCAAAAGAAGCAAACACUAUGAUCCUAGUAAAUGGCCAUUGUCCAGUUCCAACGCUGCUAGCCCUCAGGCUGAUUUAAUGGUACAUUUGCCACAAAUACGCGAAGAUCAUGUUAAAUAUAUAUCGGAAUUGGCCCGUUAUACUAAUGAGGUAACCACUACGGUUAAGGAGAAUCCUUCAGAUGCCGAAAAUAGAGCUACUUCUGAUUUGGCUUUACGCGGUUUGCAACUGUUAUCGGAAUGGACAAGUGUUGUAACGGAAUUGUAUUCGUGGAAACUUUUACAUCCAACCGAUCAUCAUCAAAACAAAGAAUGCCCCGUAGAAGCAGAAGAGUAUGAAAGAGCAACACGUUAUAAUUAUACGUCGGAGGAGAAAUUUGCAUUGAUUGAAGUUAUAGCUAUGAUCAAGGGAUUGCAGGUUCUUAUGGCUCGUAUUGAGACGGUACUCUGUGAAGCCAUACGCCGCAACAUCUAUUCGGAACUACAGGAUUUUGUACAGCUUUCUCUACGCGAACCGCUACGUAAAGCUGUGAAAAACAAAAAGGAUCUUAUACGCAGUAUCAUUAUGUCGGUACGUGAAACGGCAGCCGAUUGGCAGAAAGGCUACGAACCCAUAGAUGAUCCCGUCAUUAAGGGUAAAAAGGACCCCGAUGGUGGUUUCCGCAUAAAUGUGCCUCGCCUUAAUGUCGGACCCUCUUCCACCCAACUCUAUAUGGUGCGUACCAUGUUGGAAUCGCUGAUCGCAGACAAGUCGGGAGGAAAACGGACACUGCGCAAAGAUAUCGAUGGCAAUUGUCUUAUGCAAAUUGAUUCUUUCCAUAAGACUUCUUUCUAUUGGAGCUAUUUGUUAAAUUUCAGUGAUACACUACAGAAAUGUUGUGAUUUGUCGCAACUUUGGUAUCGUGAGUUCUAUUUGGAAAUGACAAUGGGCCGCAAGGUGAACAAGUGCAUGGUGAGACAUCAGCAUAAUGAGGAAUGCAAGGAUUUGAUAACUAUGGAAAAACGCAUACAAUUUCCCAUUGAAAUGUCUAUGCCUUGGAUUUUAACCGAUCAUAUAUUACAAACUAAAGAACCCUCAAUGAUGGAAUUUGUUUUAUAUCCUUUGGAUUUGUACAAUGAUUCUGCUCAUUACGCCUUGACGGUAUUUCGUAAGCAAUUCUUGUAUGAUGAGGUGGAGGCAGAGGUUAAUCUAUGUUUCGAUCAGUUUGUUUAUAAAUUGAGUGAACAGAUUUUCGCCCAUUAUAAACAGUUGGCUGGAAGUAUUUUCUUGGAUAAACGUUUCCGUUUAGAAUGUGAGGUGUUGGGUUUCAAUUUCCAAUCGUAUCCACGAAACAAUCGUUAUGAAACUCUACUUAAACAGAGACAUGUGCAACUUUUGGGACGUUCUAUUGAUUUGAAUAAAUUGAUUACGCAGCGUAUAAAUGCCAAUAUGCACAAAAGUAUUGAAUUGGCUAUAAGCCGCUUUGAAAGUAAUGACAUUACCGGCAUAGUGGAAUUGGAAGGACUUUUGGAGUGUAAUCGCAUUUGUCAUAAAUUGCUUACCAAAUAUUUAGCAUUGGAUAAUUUCGAGUCUAUGGUUAAGGAGGCUAAUCACAAUGUUUUGGCCCCGUAUGGUCGAGUAACACUGCAUGUUUUUGUGGAAUUAAAUUAUGAUUUUUUGGUUAAUUAUUGUUAUAAUGCAGCUACCAAUCGAUUUGUACGCAGUAAAGUUAAUUUAGCUUCUUCUCAGCCCAUGCAACGCGAAAAGCCGCCACAAAUGUCGCACUAUUAUCUUUGGGGCUCGAAACAAUUGAAUGCCGCCUACUCUACACAAUAUGGCCAGUAUACGGGUUUCGUAGGGGCUCCUCACUUCCAUGCUAUGUGCCGUUUGUUGGGCUAUCAGGGGAUUGCAGUUGUUAUGGAUAUCAUUUUAAAGGAUAUUGUUAAACCUUUGAUUCAGGGUUCUCUGUUGCAGUUUACCAAAACCUUAAUGAGCGCCAUGCCAAAAUCUUGUAAAUUGCCAAGAUGUGAAUACGGUUCACCCGGUGUGUUGAGCUACUAUCAGGCCCAUUUAACCGAUAUUGUACAAUAUCCUGAUACAAAAACUGAACUAUUUCAAUCGUUCCGUGAAUUUGGCAAUUGCAUUAUAUUCUGUUUGUUGAUUGAACAGGCUCUGUCACAGGAGGAAGUUUGUGAUUUAUUGCAUGCUGCUUUAUUUCAAAAUAUAUUCCCGAGACCAUUUUGUAAGGAAAAUGAAAAGCCAGAAGCAAAACAAAAACGUCUGGAAGCACAAUUUGCUAAUUUACAAAUUGUCUCGAAUGUAGAAAAAUUGGGCACAGCUAAGCAAGCCAUGAUUGCCCGCGAAGGAGACCUAUUAACACGCGAACGUCUUUGUUGUGGCCUAAGUAUUUUUGAAGUAAUUUUAAAUCGCAUUAAAAGCUAUUUGGACGAUCCUGUCUGGACUGGACCGGCACCAGCUAAUGGCAUCAUACAUGUCGAUGAGUGUUCGGAAUUCCAUCGUUUAUGGUCGGCCCUGCAGUUUGUGUAUUGUAUACCCGUACGAGGUACCGAAUACACCAUAGAGGAAUUAUUUGGUGAGGGUCUGAAUUGGGCUGGAUGUGCUAUGAUUGUUUUACUGGGUCAGCAGAGACGUUUUGAGGCAUUAGAUUUUUGCUAUCACAUUUUGAGAGUACAACGGGUUGAUGGCAAAGAUGAAGAUGUUAAAGGAAUUAAACUCAAACGCAUGGUGGAUCGCAUAAGACGUUUCCAGGUCUUAAACUCCCAAAUAUUUGCUAUUUUAAAUAAAUAUUUAAAGGGCAGUGAUGUGGAGGGUUCAAAUGUUGAACAUGUGCGCUGUUUCCCGCCACCACAACAUCCUUCGGUUAUUUCCUCACAUUAUCAAGAUCCCAAUAAAUUGAGACAAAGUAUGAAUAAUUAAUAAAACAAACAAAAUGCAAGCAACACAAUAUAUAAUCAAUCAACACAAAUUUGAAAUAUUCAAGAAUAUUAAUUAACAUUAACAUUUAUUUAAACAACAAUGUUUUUAGUUUUUAAGUUUAAUAUUUAAUAUUAAAAUAUUGUCUUAGCCAGUAUACAAAUACAAGUAUUUUACACAAAUUAUUUUUUUUUUACACAAAAAUAUUCUUUAUUUCCACCCACUAAUUCAAAUUCAAAUAGAAAAAAAACCUUUAUACUUUACCCCCUUAAGAGGCCAAAGAUCGUAUUUCGUUUAUUAAGCUUUUUUCUAAAUAAUUUGGCUUGAACUUUUACAUUAUACAAUACGUAGAUUUGUGAGGCUUUUGUUAUGAUUAUUUUUUUUUAUUAUUAAAUUAAGCAUUUAAUACAAGAGCACACUCAAGACAAUGAAGAUGAGAUGGUUGCAAGUUGCAAAAAUAAAUCAAUGAAGGCAUUUUUUCACAUGAAAGACACACAAUAAUAAAUGGAAUUGCAUUUUCUAUUUUUUUUUUUUUGUAUUACAAUUACAUUUAAUACACUGCAAUUAUUAUAUUAGUAGAUUAGAAGGUUUUUUGUAUUACAAUAAAUAUUUAAUGAUUUACAUAAUUAAUAUAUAAUCGAAUGUAUGAUUUGAAUUGCAAUUAAACAAUUUAAACAAUAAAUAUUUACAUAUUUGUACAAGUAGUAAAAUAAAA